CCAUGCGGUCUGAUUGGCUGCCUGCUGACAUCCCCAAGCCCUGCACUUUUUAAUAGACGCUUUUGGAUGAUCUACAGGGAAAAGGCUUGGAGAGGUGUGUUUCUGACAAGCCAGAAAGUCAUCCGCACUUCAAGGGACUUUGUUUAACUCUUUUUUUUCUUUUUUUUUUUCCUUUUUUUUUUUUUUUUCCUGGAAGGGGGGCUGUUCUUCAUUUUCACACUUAAUGUUUUUCUGAAAACUUCGCUGAGAUUUUCCCCUUGCACCAGCCUGGACUAAUGGAUUACCACCUGCUUGGAUUAAUUUUAUCUUUUCUCUUCAGUGGCACAAAGGUCUUAGCCGGUUACCCAAUUUGGUGGUCCCUCGCAUUAGGCCAGCAGUACAGCUCCCUGGGGUCCCAGCCCAUCCUCUGCGGCUCCAUCCCUGGCCUCGUCCCAAAGCAGCUCCGCUUCUGCCGGAACUACAUAGAAAUCAUGCCCAGCGUGGCAGAGGGCGUGAAGCUGGGCAUCCAGGAGUGCCAGCACCAGUUCCGAGGCCGCCGCUGGAACUGCACCACCAUUGAUGACAGCCUGGCAAUCUUUGGGCCUGUCCUGGACAAAGCCACGCGAGAGUCUGCCUUUGUCCACGCCAUCGCGUCAGCCGGUGUGGCCUUCGCUGUGACCCGCUCCUGUGCCGAGGGCACGUCCACGAUCUGCGGCUGUGAUUCCCACCACAAAGGGCCUCCAGGAGACGGCUGGAAAUGGGGGGGAUGCAGCGAGGAUGCCGACUUUGGUGUACUGGUGUCCCGGGAAUUCGCAGAUGCUCGAGAGAACCGGCCAGACGCCCGCUCGGCCAUGAACAGACACAAUAACGAGGCCGGCAGGACGACCAUUCUGGACCACAUGCACCUGAAAUGCAAGUGCCAUGGUCUCUCGGGAAGCUGCGAAGUCAAGACCUGCUGGUGGGCCCAGCCUGACUUUCGGGCCAUUGGUGACUACCUGAAGGAUAAAUAUGACAGUGCUUCUGAGAUGGUGGUUGAAAAGCACCGGGAAUCUCGGGGAUGGGUAGAAACUCUUAGGGCCAAGUAUGCUCUUUUCAAGCCACCGACAGAGCGGGAUCUGGUCUACUAUGAGAACUCCCCCAAUUUUUGCGAGCCCAACCCAGAGACAGGAUCCUUUGGGACAAGGGACAGAACAUGCAAUGUCACCUCGCAUGGGAUUGACGGCUGUGACUUGCUGUGCUGUGGUCGUGGCCAUAACACCAGAACUGAGAAACGGAAGGAGAAGUGUCACUGCAUCUUCCACUGGUGCUGCUACGUGAGUUGCCAGGAGUGCAUACGUGUCUACGACGUCCACACCUGCAAGUAAACACAGGCAGGUUUCCAACUGUUGGGAGGUUGCUACAGAGCAGGGCCAGGGAGUCACCAGCCCUGGGAUCAGCCUCUACAUGGUGGCCUCACACUUCAGAGGAUGGCACAAAAAAAUCCUAGUGCUCUUGGCCAAUUUGGUCGGAGCAGACACCCUCCUACCACCAACCGCAGCGCUGCCGAGAGGACUCACAGCAUCACCCAGCCUCACCCACACAAGACAGUUCGAGGCUAGGCCCGACACCGCAGACACAUGAGAUCACUUAUCUGCUGACUUUCCUCAUGCUGCUUGGCAUGACAGGCUGUCUAGGGAGAAGCAGGGACAGAGCAGAGACAGAACAGGCCCGCACAGCCACGGCCAUCGGUGUGCUGUAACGCAGCACGCACAGCUUUCAGCUCUGACCUCCUCUGCAGGUCUGGCCCACCUAGAUGUUCAUACAGGGUUUCAAGUGGAAAUGAAUUUAACACAGUGAAAGCAGAACAACUCCAUGUUCCCCCACCUGCUGGCAUGGGCUGGCCUGGCCUCAGCAGCUGUGGUGAGGAGCAGGGAAGGAGCCAACCCCCAGCAGCCAGGCCCCUUCUUUCCAGCUCUAGGUUAUGCUGGAGAAACAAACCUGAGUACACUCACAGCCUUACAGCCAGUGUCCCCUUCACUCGUUCUGCUCCCCAUGCUCCAAAGCCACCUCCCCAAAUUCCCCUGAGGAGCACAGCAGGAAACCAGAAUCCAGAGAUGCUCCUCCAGCAUUUGGCCCAAGUCCCAGGGAAGAGCAGGGCCCGUGUGGUAAAGCUGCAAUCUCUCACGCGGGGUCACACCACUGCUCCAGCGUGCUCUUUGCUGUGCAGCUGCUGAGAAGAUUUUUAAGGUUUUGCUGCCAUCUUUCCAGGGCAGCUGAAGACGUGAUCUGGGCAGGUGCACACCGCUGAUGCACCCAUUUACCAGGCAUUCCCUAGUAUGACUUUUUAUGUUCCAGAGCGAGCUCAGAGCACCUCUCUGAUAACCGGGUAUCUGCCAGGCUAGCUGCUAUGAACAAUGGAUGGAGACAGAAGCUAUAGCAAGAAGAAAUGCCUGCCCAAGCCUUCUUGCCUUCUCCCAGCUGACAGACUUGUUCAAACCACUUCACCCAGCAUGAGAGAGGCAAGGGCAGAUGAGGAAGGGAGACUUUUAUCCAUCUGCAUAGAAUAGUCACAAUCCCAGGCACAGCCUCUCCUUCCCUUGGGAUUUAAGUUAUCAGCAACUCAUUCAUGAUGGGACCACAUCAAGCACAGAGGCUCCAUGCCAUUAGCAGGGAUUUGGGCCCCAGGUGUGGCCGCACACAUCCCAUAACCCAUCCCAGUGCAGAACCAGCAUUUGUCCCUCUUCCCACUCACCAGUGCUCCUUGACCCCAUUGUCCCUUGCUUUGGGCUCAUGUUUUCAGUGUAUUGACAUUGAAAUUAAAAAACAAAACAAAACAAAA
This is a messenger RNA of Anas platyrhynchos (mallard), 2797 nucleotides long. RefSeq names its product Wnt family member 3 (gene WNT3). Gene Ontology annotation, molecular function: frizzled binding; cytokine activity. Gene Ontology annotation, biological process: canonical Wnt signaling pathway; neuron differentiation; cell fate commitment. The record is from RefSeq and is a predicted model, not a curated record. Lineage: Eukaryota; Metazoa; Chordata; Aves; Anseriformes; Anatidae. Gene Ontology annotation, cellular component: extracellular region.